ACCGGUGCGUCCGUGGGCGAACGUGGUUGGCGUGGUUUCCGAAGCAAGCACACACCCGUCCUCGUGACAGCUUGGCGUGCCAGUCGGCUGCAACAUGAGCAUCUUCGGUGCGAUCGUAACGGGACGCCUGGUGCAGACGGACUUCCAGACCGUCGACCAGACCAAGUUUCUCAUCAACAUCCCCGAUCCUGACAGCAUCAACCACAUAGUGGUCUUCCUCACGGGCACACAACCCUUCCCAGAGGGCUUUGGCGGCUCAGUGUACUUCUGCUAUCCCAGCCCUGAAGCGGUAGGCAACUGGCAGCUUCUUGGCUUCAUCUCUAAUGCCAAGCCCAGUGCAAUCUUCCGGAUCUCCAAGCACAGAAAAGAGUGUUCGGAGAUGCAUGCAUUCUCGGCGCACGGCUUCAGCAGCGUGGCCCAGCUGGGCAUCUCGGUCGAGCCACUGGCCCAGAUCCAGUUCCAGGCGCCUCCCUUGGGAGACGCGUCGGCCGUCGACUCGCACACCGAGUUUUGCACCAAGAUGGCCGAGAGCCUCUUCAACCACCUGGCCUCGUACGGGGGCUCCGUCAGUGUGCCCACCCAUCCGGGCGAGAGCUUCUUCCCCAUGCGGGCGCUUGAGCAGUGGUACUCCAACUUCCGGCGCCGACUCGAGCAGAACCCUAAUUUCUGGAAGGGCACACAAUAAAGCGAGCAUGUUUUGUAUAUCUUUUGUUACGAAAA
Dermacentor andersoni is the source of this 720-nucleotide messenger RNA. Its product is annotated as protein Hikeshi. Gene Ontology annotation, biological process: protein import into nucleus. NCBI's taxonomy places the organism in Eukaryota, Metazoa, Arthropoda, Arachnida, Ixodida, Ixodidae. Gene Ontology annotation, molecular function: Hsp70 protein binding; nuclear import signal receptor activity. The record is from RefSeq and is a predicted model, not a curated record. Gene Ontology annotation, cellular component: nucleus; cytosol.